This is a messenger RNA of Racocetra persica, 542 nucleotides long. Lineage: Eukaryota; Fungi; Glomeromycota; Glomeromycetes; Diversisporales; Gigasporaceae. The record is from the annotation of a GenBank genome assembly.
AAGUCAUCAAAGAGAAAAAGAUUGAACACUUAGAAAAAGAAUUAACCAUUUUUGUUGGCAAAUUAGAGAGAAUUCGGAGUAAUCGUAUUUCAUUGGAAGCCAUUAGAGGAUUGAUAAUAAACUGUCAAGGUGAAAAAAAACCUUUGAAAGCCAUCGCUAAUUUGCGAAUUUCCCCUUCCCAUGAGUUAGUAGUGCGGGCUUUCGAACCAAAAUUUAUUCCUUUAAUUAGUAAAACAAUUUUAGAUAAACAAUUAGGAUAUAAAUUAGAAAGAAGCACCAAAGAAGAAGUUUAUUUUACUCUUACUCCGUUUACAAAAGAAAUCAAAGAAAGGCUGAUUACUGAGGUCAAGUUAAUUACCGAAGAGGGAAAAAAAGAAUUUCGUCUUAUUCACCAAGAAAUAAAAAACUGGUUAAAAAAAGCCUCCAAUCUCUCCCAGGACCAAAAAAAAAAUUAUGAAAAACAAGGGGAUAAAUUGGUUAAAGAUUAUCAAGAUAAAUUACUGGGAGCAGAAGAAAAGAAAAUUAAAGAAUUGAAUUCUUAA